Molecule: messenger RNA, 6748 nt
Organism: Clupea harengus (Atlantic herring)
Lineage: Eukaryota; Metazoa; Chordata; Actinopteri; Clupeiformes; Clupeidae
Exons: 30
Coding region: 509-6559 (2016 amino acids)
Source: RefSeq, a predicted model, not a curated record
AAUGUCGAUUGUAUGUGAACUAAAAGAAAAAUGUUUUUUAAGUGGUCAUAAAAGAAAAAAACAUCUGUCACCUACACGGUUAGCUAAAUCACUAAAGUUAGUUAGGCUGUUAACCUAUAAGACGUUUAUAUCUUGUAAAGUGGUGAAUACGCUAAUUUAGUUAAGUUGUAGCAUACAAUUAUGCAAUAUAUUUCGCGACAGUAGGCCUAUUAGUAACUAUCUCUUCAUCUUAAAGGAACAUACGAUGACAGCACCCUAAUAUUACUGGCCUGCACUAAUUACAAGACAGGCGGCGGGGAACUUCAGAGGGCCAUUCUCAUUACCUUGCAGCUAACCACACUAAUCUUGUGAGCGGCUUAACGCGCCAGUACGUAGCAGCCUGUCUGCCGCAGGCGAGGACAGUUCAGUAGGCUACAGUGCGCUGCAGGCAUGGUGUCUGUAUUGUUGUCUAUGAAACGUGUUGUCAGAAGAUUGAUCCACACCAGCAGCUUAGCCCGCACCAAGUCAGAUGGCUUGGCGUUAUUACUACGAGAGACAUGGCUGGUCUCAAAGUGAAACUGAGAACGAGAAGUCCAGGUUGCUGCAGUGUAACUUGCCCAUGUGUGAGGAGAAUGUCGAUGAAGUUCUUGAACUUCUGUCAGCCCUCAGUGAUGAUCAGAGUCCUCACCUCGGGGCAGCUCUUGGCAACACACCUGGCCGAUCUCCCUGUGGAGCGGAGCCUGCACUCCGACGACGGCAUUUCAACAUUAGCACCCAGCCCGUUGACGUGAGCUGUCUAUACAGUUGGAAUAAAGGCAGCUCAAGCAUGACAGAUCAGGGACCCAAAACUGAGGCAAAAGUAGCUGAGACUGUUCGUGGUAGUAUCCCAGCUACCAACACACGUCACGUUUCUACAGACAAAGAGGAAGGCCGUCCACAUAGAAAACGCUGGGAGAAGCCGGAGGGUGUUUUUGCCAGAGUGGCUCCAUUUUAUUCCCAGGAGUCCCGAAGGCCUGGAGAGAGGAGGGUCUGUUUUGGCAGGGAUCAGAUAGAUGCUAGUGGGGAGGUAUGUGAGAGCCAGAGACACUUGAAACAGAGGGAGACCCUCUCCACAUUUGAGGAUCUUCUGGAGUCCUCCUGGACAUCGGCAGCCUUACACAGAUCAAUGCUGGACCUGGAGAAUAAUGAACAAGAGGGCUGUUCCACCUUCAGCAGAAUAGAGUCCAUACUCCAGAAAUCACUUAGGCAUUCUGAUUGUGACUCUAAGACCCAGCCGUCAUUUCGAGAAGUUGAUUAUCAUUCAGAGCCAAAUUUAAGCCUAUUUCCUGUUAAAAAGUCGUCAAAAAGCUUGGGGAUAUUAGGGAGUCAGGCACAAGAUAGGGGCAGAGCCCUGAAAUCUGCCUUUGGUCCCAGACUCAGGUCACCUCAGGAAGAGCGCUGCCUGCAAGAGGCCUUUUCUCAGCCCGGUCUUAGGCCGACAAUGUCAGCCUCUGAGAGAGACUUAAAAUGUCGCUCCUCAGAACCAUCUCCUCUUCUUCCCUCUGGUGACAGAGAAUGGUGUGAGGACUGUGGACUAGCAGUGGCUGAGCCUGUGGCGGCAGGAGAGACGCUCGUGCCAAGUGAUCCGUCAUGGAUCGAGAAACUUGAAAUGAAGGAGAAACACUCGGGCCAAACAAAUCUGAAGGUGAAGGAAGGCUGGAAGUCCACUCAGGGACCACUGGAGCGAAACCACGGAGAUAAGGUCUCGCAUUCCUUCAACGGCCAAUCACGCCUGGGCAUCAGCGGGCCAUUUGAGGAUGCCACUCCCUUUGACGGAUGGCGUCUCUCCUCAAAGCAGAUGAAGUCACUUAGUAAAACUCAUUCAGCCAGAGGACAAAGCAGUAAAGUCAAACCUGAUCGCCUCUCUAGGACGGGGCUGAAAGACGCGUUGAAAGCGGAGCCACUGUCUACACAACCGCAGUCCUGUCGGCUUCCUGAAGGCGGAGAGAUUUACGGUCCCGGAGAGGCGGUUGGGACAGACGAGAGGUUCCAGGCGCUGUACAGGUUCCGUCUGCUGCAGCGCUGUUUCAGACGUUGGGCUGGGCAGCACAGGUGCCUGGGCAUCGCCCGCCAGUGGCACCGCUGGAGGGUCCUCUCGUCUGCCCUCGGUGCCCUGGAACAGGCAGCGGAGAAGCGCCACACGCAGACACACACACUACAGCACAGACACAGAGCUCUGACGCUCACACGAGCCUUCCAGCAUUGGAAGGCUCGAGUGGCAGGCAGGCAAGGCCAGAGGUCCAGCCGGAGCACAGAGCAUGAUGGGCCAGUGGAGGACCUGCGGAGGAGGCUCAUCCAACCCAGUAGCGCACUGGUGCUGCGCAGGGCAUACUGCACCUGGAGGAGACACUCACAGGGCCAGGAGCUCCUCAGGGCAGCACUCAUACACUACCACCUUGCCCUGCUGUUUAAGCACUGGUUGCAGUGGAGGCGUGAGUGUGUGUGGCAGAGGCGGCAGGCGGAGCAGGAGGAGCAGGCCGCCCAGGUGUGGGGUCUCACACUCCAGACGCACACCUUCACCGUCUGGAGGACAGCCAGCUCCAGACACCAGCGGGCCCGGCAGCACUGGGGACGCCGGCUGGCCAAACGAGCUCUCGCUGCCUGGAGGUCAGCCUACCAGAGACAGCAGCAGGCCACGGUGCAGCACAGGCUGUCUGCAUUAGUCAGGGCGUGGCGUGUGUGGGUGGAGCGUUUGGAGCUGAGGAGGCGUGGUCGUUUGGUGGAGGCGAUGGAGAGCGCUGAGGUGCACAGGAGGAGUGUGCUCCAACACUGCCUCCUAGUGUGGCGGAGGAGAACUGCCAGACGACACACCAGCAGAGAGAGAGAGGAUCUUACAGCCAGGAAGGUGCUGGAGCACUGGCGACGGCUUCCCCAUCAGCGCUCUCUGCUCAGACUGGCCUGCAGCCUGCAGCAGCUCUUCUCCAGGAGGACACUAGAAGUGGCGUUUGGGAGGUGGCGUGCAGCGAGAGCUCAGGUGGAGGCGAGGCUCGGCCAGGAGGAGCGAUUGCGCCUCCUACAGGACAGGAGGAGACUGCGGGCGGCUCUGAGGAGGUGGAGGAGGGGGCUCAGAGUCAGGAGGGGAGUGAGAGACAUGCAGCAGAGGAGCCAGGAGACACAGCUAUCCAACUGUCUGAAGGCCUGGAGGGGGUUAGUGCAGAGGGGAGCUACGCUGUCUUUCCUCUGGGACCUACGGGAAGAGCAGAGGAUCAAACAGAGCUUUCAGCACUGGAGGAAUGCCAUGGAGCUUCGGACUCAACACAAACACCUGCUUCUGUCCCUCCUGUGCUCUAGACAGCACAGCUUCCUCCAAACCCAUGAACACACACCCCAGUCAACCAGGCAACACACACCAACGGAAAGAGAUAAUGAUAGCUGCAGUGUGAUGGAGACACAGAGGAGUCUGGAUGAGUUGUGUCACAAUCUCCUCCUGCAGAAGGCUCUGCACACCUGGAGGGAGAACACACUCAACAUGCACAAGGCCAGUCUGUUCUGUGUGGCCCAGGGGAGGGAGCGUGCCUGCGUGGUGCUGAGGCGUUGGCACCAGCUGGCACAGGAGGAGCAGAGCAGCGGGGUGCUGAGGUUCACUGCCAGACUGGCACAGCUGGCGCAGGGCACACACACCUCCUUGGCAUUCAGCACCCAUGGUCCUCUCUCUGCAUCAGAGAUCACGGCUGGGAGUGGAGGAAUCUGCCGCCUCGCUGACCAUCGCAGUGCUGAGCUGAGUGACUGGUCCUUCAGCCUGAGCCACAGAGAGACACACUGCCCCCUGCUGACCUCCUCGCCACACUGCACCCAGCUGGCAGAUGUGUGUGUAGCUGAUGAGACGACUGCUAGUGGAGCCUCGCCCCCCAGCGCACACAGAUUAAAGAUGGUGGCAGCGUCUGCCCUGGUCAGGAUGCUCCGGCCAGCCCUCGCCCAGGCCUUCAGCCAGUGGAGGAGUGUGACCGUAGCCAGUAGAGACAUGAGACGCCGCGCCAAGCUCCACGGGCAGACUCACACACACACACACCUCAGACGCGCUUUCAGCAUCUGGAGGAGGGAGCGGCAGAAGAACAUGGCAGCAGCAAAACACAGGGACCGAAGUUUGCUGUUGCGUAGUGUGUGUGUGUGGAAGGAGUGUGUGUGUCAGAGCAAGAGAAGUUUGGCUCUGAAGCAGAGGGCAAACGAGUUCCACCUCAGCAACCUCCUCACACACAGUUACUCACACUGGAGACAGCAGUGCUCUCUGAGAACAGUGAGGUGUGACCCAGAGGAAGAGGCCCAGCUGAUGCGUAAGGGGGCGUGGCUCCAGAGGUCAGGGGUCAGACGGAGGCUCAGCUGGAGCUUCAGCCUGUGGGCGGCACGAGUCCGACAGAACCACGCCGUACAGGCUGUCUAUACACACACACUGUUUAGCAGAGUGUUUGUGGCGUGGGAGGUGUGUGUGCGUUCUCGCAGGCAGAGGGCACGCCUCGCUCAGGCUCACCUUGAGAGGAGUGUGUGUGAGAGAGCCUUCAGGUGGUGGAGAACCAGCACUGCUCAGCAUCAGCUGGCCAACCUCAGGACAAUACACACACUACACACACUCGCCUCUGUCUGCCUGCAGCGCUGGAACACACACACACAGCUGUGUACAGUGCUAUGUGAGGUUGAGAAGGUGAGGGAGAGGAGGAUGAAGAGAAGAGCUCUGCUGAUGUGGACUGAGGCACUGGAGAAGCAUCAGAGAGCCCAACACACACACCAGCUAACUCUCAUGAAGAGCUGUCUUCAGCGUUGGCAAUGGCACGCGCAGCACAGUGUGUGUGUGCGAGCCGUGUGUGUGUGGCUGCAGGGUACGCGAGAGGAGCGGAGCUUGCAGUGGGCUCUGCAUGUGUGGAGAGGGCGUCUGCGCCUGCGUCUGCGCAGGAGAGAGUACGCGUGGCACAGCGUGGGUGCACUGGCAGCGGUGUGGAGAGAGAGGGCGCUGGAGAGCAGAGCACAGAGACACAGAGAGGACAGGGUCACACUGCUGGCCAAACAGUGUCUCACAGCAUGGAGGACCUAUACUGACAGCGUGUGUGUUGAGCGUGUGCUAGUGUGUGAGUUUGAGGAGGAGAGGAAGAGGAUGAGGAAGAGUAGAGCGUUGGCAGCAUGGAGACUGGAGGCCCAGGUGAAACAGGCAGAGCGCCACUACCACUUCAGACUGCUGGGGGGCGCUCUACAGCACUGGAGGAGCUCUCUGAUUGGCCGGAGCAGGAGCAGGGAGAGAGCGCUGGUUGCGGUAUGUGUCUGGAGGCAGAGAACCUUCCAGAGUCGUGAGCUGAUGGAGAGAGCGCUGGAGUUUCGGCGGCGGCGUCACAUAGCAAUGCUCACACACUGCUUCCUGCGUUGGAACAUGGCAUGCGCACACACACACAUCAGCCAAGACUUUCACCGCAGGGCAGUGUGUAAGAGAGUUCUGCUGGGUUGGUACCGACACGUGGAGACGACCCAGAGGAACCAGUACAAGGAGGCCUGGUUCCAGUGUGGCCGUGAGCAGAGGCUGGUGAGGGCCUGUUUCACACACUGGCAGGGAGAGAUGCGCCAGGCUGGGCUCAGGCAGGCUGCCCUGGAGCAGAAGCUGUGCCAGCUCAGCAUGUGGCAGACGGCACGGGCCCUGCAGUACUGGAGAGCAGCCACUAGGAGGCGAGCUGCACAGAAGAGACACAGCAGGAGUCUGUUGCAACAGUGUUUUAGUGUGUGGAGGGAGAUCACAGAGGAGGUUUGUGUGGCUGACGACCUGAGAGUGGAAAACGAGAGAAGGGCAGCAAGAGAGGCUCUCAUCUCAUGGGUGAAAUGGGCCAAAGAUCGCAGGGCUCAAAGGAUGAUGGUGGAGGCUGUGUGUCUGUGGUUGGAUGGCAGAAGGGUUUCUAGAAGUUUCUACCUGUGGCUCAGAGCUCACCAGCGCCACCAAGAGGCUUCACGGCACCACAACAUACUUCUGUUACGCAGAAUGUUCCAGGCCUGGCAUUCAGUCACUGCGCACACUGAACUGCUGUGUGAAGACAUGCGGGCAGGAGUGUGUAAGACACUCAUGCGGCAGGUGUUCCACGCGUGGCAGAGGACUGCGUUAUCCCAGAGGACCGUGCGAGUGUGUGAAGCGAGGAGGAGAGGCGUCCUGAGGGGAGCACUCAGUGUCUGGAGGAAGAAGUUUCAGACUCGUCAGAGGCGUGUGCUAGUGCUGUGUGAGGGUGUGUUCUCACACUGGUUGCAGUUGGUCCACAGGAGACGAACGGAGAGAGAGGUCCAGAGACAACACAGACUAAUGAAGCGGUACUGGUGUGUGUGGCGUGAGUGUGUUCAGGACAGCAGGUACCAGAGGAGGCUGAUGCAGCUGCAUUGGGCCUGCUGGAAGAACCGCACCGCUACCUCACUCAUCGUAUCAACUAUGCAUAGUGACUCUGUGCAGCAGUGGGCUUGGCUGGUGUGGAGGAGAAGGAGAAUAAGAAGCAGAGUAGCACAGAGUUUCAGCUCCGUUCUCAACAGAACACUACUGUCUGAGGCUUUCUCUGUGUGGAGAAGACGCACACUCCAUCCAGGCUGAACCGUGUGUGUGUGUGUGUGUGUGUGUGUGUGUGUGUGUGUGAGUUUAUAAGCGCAUGUCUGUCCUUGAAGGUAUUCUUUGAAGCUGCUCUCUCUCUCUCACACACACAAACUGUACCAACUGGUCCGAAUCUCACAAUUGAAGUUUUGGAGGUGCACCCUACACUCUCUCUCUCUCUCUCUCUCUCUC